AGGAGUUAUGGUUUACCGAUUGUUCCUGAACCUGCUGAUGCACACCAGAGUUACCUGGGGAGAUUAUUAAAAAUACAGAUUCUUGGGCUCCACCCCCGGAGAUUGUGAAUCAUUGCUCCCCAAGCAGGGAGAAGAAAAGAGCUCGCUGGGAGGAAGAAAAAGACAGAUGGAGUGACAGUCAGAACUCUGGCAAAGAGAAGAACUAUACCUCAAUCAAGGAAAAAGAGCCAGAAGAGACACUGCCUGACAAAAACGAGGAGGAGGAAGAAGAGCUCCUUAAACCUGUGUGGAUUCGAUGUACCCAUUCAGAAAACUACUACUCCAGCGAUCCUAUGGAUCAGGUGGGAGAUUCUACUGUAGUUGGAACAAGUAGGCUCCGUGACUUGUAUGACAAAUUUGAGGAAGAGUUGGGGAGCAGGCAAGAAAAGGCCAAGGCCGCUAGGCCUCCAUGGGAACCUCCAAAGACGAAGCUAGAUGAAGAUUUAGAGAGCUCCAGUGAAUCUGAAUGUGAGUCUGAUGAGGACAGCACCUGUUCUAGUAGCUCAGACUCGGAAGUUUUUGAUGUCAUCGCAGAAAUUAAACGCAAAAAGGCCCACCCUGACCGACUUCAUGAUGAACUUUGGUACAACGACCCAGGCCAGAUGAAUGACGGACCACUCUGCAAAUGCAGUGCAAAAGCGAGACGCACAGGAAUUCGACAUAGCAUUUAUCCUGGAGAAGAGGCCAUCAAGCCCUGUCGUCCUAUGACCAACAAUGCUGGCAGACUUUUCCACUAUAGGAUUACAGUCUCCCCUCCAACGAACUUUUUAACUGACAGGCCAACUGUUAUAGAAUAUGAUGAUCAUGAAUAUAUCUUUGAAGGAUUUUCUAUGUUUGCACAUGCCCCCCUGACCAAUAUUCCACUGUGUAAAGUAAUUAGAUUCAACAUAGACUACACGAUUCAUUUCAUUGAAGAGAUGAUGCCUGAGGUAAGGGAAAAAAUUACUUAACAGCUUGAUGUAGUUUGCUCUUUUGUUUAUUCCACACUUGAAAAAAAAAAAAGAAGAGGCAUAAAACUUGGUCAGCUCUGGCUUUUGCACAGGAUUAUCAUGUGAUUUUUGAAAGGCUUUU
Molecule: messenger RNA, 1110 nt
Organism: Castor canadensis (American beaver)
Lineage: Eukaryota; Metazoa; Chordata; Mammalia; Rodentia; Castoridae
Source: RefSeq, a predicted model, not a curated record